UCGGCAGCUCCCACACCCGGUCCUGAGGCUGGACAAAAGAUGCCAGUGAUCAAUAUUGAAGACUUGACAGAAAAAGACAAAUUGAAAAUGGAAGUUGACCAGCUCAAGAAAGAAGUGACCCUGGAAAGAAUGCUGGUCUCCAAAUGUUGUGAAGAAGUAAGGGAUUAUGUGGAAGAAAGAUCUGGGGAAGAUCCACUAGUAAAGGGUAUCCCAGAGGACAAAAAUCCCUUCAAGGAGCUCAAAGGAGGCUGUGUGAUUUCAUAAGAAAAAAAAUGCCAUGGAAUAGCUUGAGCUUUAAUGACAGUACUAAUUUUUGGUCAUCUAUAACAAUACUAUUACGCAUGUAGACGUGUCACAUCCUACACUUUUCCUGGCUUUACAAAAUGGCAGCAAGAUGAAUCCUGCUUUCCAGAUAGUGGAGAAACCAAUGCUGAGUGAAUCCAGGAGAAACCAAUGCCUACAUCCAGGGAGUUGCGGGGGGCCAGGAAUUCAUAACCCUCGGUGUCAACAGUCACCCAAACCUUGGUUGAUGGGGAAUGGAGAAACACUUUCUGGUAAGAACUUUUAAGAUUCCUGCUUCUGUCUUCUCUAGUAUCAUCCGUGCAUCCUCCAAAUCAUUACAAAACAUUCCCCUGAAGAAAGAAUGAGAACUCUGGUGUGGAGGAUGCAGUUUGUUAAUGUCAGAAAAUGGCCCUGCAAAUUGUACAGAAUAGUCACAUCCCGAUGUCCCCCUUGAUCCCCAAAUGUGUCAAGAUGUUUCGGGCAUUUAACAGACUGGAUGGGCAUACAUCAACAGACGUGGUGGGUGUCUCUGAGAUUACAGCUCUGUUUCAUUUUCCUCUUGGGCCUUUUCUUAAGCAUUCACAUUUCCCACA
This is a messenger RNA of Zalophus californianus (California sea lion), 875 nucleotides long. It is a transcript of the gene GNGT1, whose product is annotated as G protein subunit gamma transducin 1. NCBI's taxonomy places the organism in Eukaryota, Metazoa, Chordata, Mammalia, Carnivora, Otariidae. The record is from RefSeq and is a predicted model, not a curated record. The coding region runs from base 40 to 264 and encodes 74 amino acids. The transcript has 4 exons. Gene Ontology annotation, biological process: G protein-coupled receptor signaling pathway. Gene Ontology annotation, molecular function: G-protein beta-subunit binding. Gene Ontology annotation, cellular component: heterotrimeric G-protein complex.